CCACCACCAACAACAGCAGCUGCAGAGAAAUAGAGUAUGAGCGGAAGCAGAGACGAGCAACAGUAAUUGUCCAUUGCUCUACAAAGCGUCCCAUUACCCUCAUGAGCUCCGUAUUCAGCGCCCUUAGAAGGCUGAUUCCAUUUGCAAAACCCAAGGGACUCAUUGGUUAUGAUCUCCAAGGCAACCGCUACUUUGAGAUACCAAAUCCUGCAGGAGGCCGCACUAAAAGAUUUGUGGAGUAUACCGUUAAUCGCGAUAUCGCUGAAUAUGGCCGUGCGGACUUGAAGCCACCAGUUCAGUGGAAAGCGUGGUUAUCUCACACUCGUACAACACCUCCGACGGUGCAAGAACUUGAACACGAUUAUGAGCGACAAAUCUCCCUCCUUCCGAAGGUUGCCGCGAUUGAGGCUCGCGAACGUGAAGAACGUAUUCGCCAGGGCUAUCUCUUACCAGACGGCUCCGAGGUUGAACAUCCACCUUCCCAGAUUGGUGCACCUUCUACAAAUACAGAGAGAAAGGCGCAGGCUCAGAGGUUCAUAUCUUCGCCGCAAAAUCACCCUACAGAGGCGCCGAACGAACGCUCUCCGUUUAUUUAUCCUGUGCCUACUCCCCAAUCCCCAGGGGUUGCAUCGCCGAGGAAGACUAUAGAUCCAUCGACUGCGUCAGCCAAAGAGUUGAGGAAACUGGCCGAAGAAGAUACUAAAAGGCGUAUGGCGCAGACAGGGAAUAUGGAAGUGCCGCAGAAGAACGGUGUGCAGUCUGUACAGAUGGGCAAGGGAGGGCUGGAACCCAGAAGGAGAAGCAAAAAGUAGAAAAAAACUAGUCACAUCACGUAUUAUCACCACUCUUUGUUGUACAUCUAACAUCUCAGCCUUUGAGUACAUGCAUACAAUAAAU
Molecule: messenger RNA, 897 nt
Organism: Cryptococcus deneoformans JEC21
Lineage: Eukaryota; Fungi; Basidiomycota; Tremellomycetes; Tremellales; Cryptococcaceae
Exons: 5
Coding region: 102-812 (236 amino acids)
Biological process (GO): mitochondrial respiratory chain complex I assembly
Cellular component (GO): membrane
Source: RefSeq, a predicted model, not a curated record